AUGAUUUAUAUGUAAGUUACCGAGAUUUAUUACACAAUUGAUGACAGUGUGGGAAAAACAUGGUGAUUCCUUCAAGUCUAAAAAAAAAUCGUGACUUGAGAAACUUCCCACCAAAAGUUGUCGUCAAUUUAUAAUUUGCGUUUUAUCAGGAUUUACAGUACUUUAAAAAUUAGCCUGAAAACCUUAUUUUUAGCCAGAACUUGGGCCAAAAAUCGAUAAUGUUGGACUCAAAGGGGCGCUCCUGUUCAUCAGCGAGCAUUGAAUUCGCCGCUUCGCAUCGGGAUUCCAUACUGCCAGCACAUCUCGAGGAAGAUGAAUAUUAUCGAUGUUGUUGUGGAAUGCAUGUUCAUGUAAGAUAACCAUAAUAUUUACUUGACAUCAAAAUAUUUUGAAGUUUUACAAUUUUCAGAUUUCAAAAAGACUAAAAACUUACAUCUUUCAGAUGGGUACCUUUAUUAUUUCCCUCUUGUUUUGCCUCCAAUGGAUCGCCAGUUUGAUUCCGUUCCUCAGCACCUCCAGAUGGGAGUAUUUGACAAUGACAUUACCGGUGAUUACGGCUCUACCUCCAAUUUUGUUGUUGAUUGGGAAUCGGAAGAACUUCCCGGCACUCUAUUGGCCUCACAUUAUUUUACACGUAAGUCUAGGGGAAUACUCAAAAAUUUCGAUGUCAUCCGUGACAGACAUUAUAAUUGGCGGUUAUGGGAAGGAAAAAAAUAGAUUAAAACUUGUUUAAAUCUGCUCAAAAAAUCCCAAAAACCGUUAAAAUUUCAUCCCGAAACCUCUCUGCCAACAAACCUUCCCAAACUUUCCCGACCGCACAGUGCGUCUUCAGUUUCGGUCAUUUUGGUUGCACAGUGCAAUAUUCCUUCAAAAUUUUCGAUGCACCGUGCAUUCCUUGUCGCGCUCGUUUCGAUCAUUUUGGAUUUGCCAUGCUUCCUUUUCUUUUCUCUUCCACCCUCUCUCAAUCGCACACUCUCUCGGUUUGUCGCAACAUUUUUCAACUUCAUGGCAAGAGUCUUGUCGCAGCAAGUUUUGGAAAAAUUGGCGACAGAUUUGUUGUCGCGGAGCCAAAUCGCAGCGAUUUUCAGUCAUCUUUGCGACAAAAUUGAUGUCGCACAUCGGAAUCGCUGCGAUUUUGACUGAAAUCCGCGACAAACCACUGAAAAUUGACUGUGUCGCGGGCGAAUGGCGACAACUCAAGUUUGAUUUCUGCGACAAAGGUUUGCGACAUGCUGUCGCAUGGAGUUUUGGAUGUUUUUGCUGAUUUCUGAUCCCGAAACGGGAAAAUUUUGGGAAUGGGGGAUUGGAAUCCAGGGGAAAUGGAAUUGCGCAAGCUUGCGCACUGUGCAAAUUCAGUGGGUGAUUUUUGCACCGUGCAGGGAAGAAUUUUUGCAUGUUUUGGGAUUGUUGUGGGAUCAAAUUGGGAAUGGGAGAACCUUUGAGUUUGGCAUGGUUAAAAAAAAUCUUGAGGUGUCAAAAUGCUAAUUUUCGAGUGGCAAAAAGCUUGAAAAGAACCGAUUUUUUCCAGCGUUGCAGCGUUUGACCCAAAUUUCUCUGGUUUCUGCAAAACGCGAGUAAAAAGUUUUUUUGUAAGAAAAGUUUAGGCCAAAUCUGCGUAAAACCUUGUAAUACUCUGCGAUUACCCUUUGUAACCUCCCUUUUUCCUUAACAUUCCCGUAUUUUAGGGUACAAUAUUCGCGAUAAUGUUCCUCACGGCCAUCGGAGUUGUCUGCCUUGGCUUCUACAUGAUGAUGUGGGGUCUUCCAUCGCAAUUUCGUCGCAACCGCCAGCUCUACCGCUUCAUGAAACAACUCUCCGGGACUACUGUAACAGUCGCCGGGGCUCUUUUAUUGUGUUUCGCUUAUAUCUGUUAUUAUCUUCUACAUGUCGUCUACAGAGGCUAUCGAUUUUUGGUCGAGGCUCUGUAUUACGACUAA
Messenger RNA from Bursaphelenchus xylophilus (pine wood nematode), 1937 nucleotides. Lineage: Eukaryota; Metazoa; Nematoda; Chromadorea; Rhabditida; Aphelenchoididae. The record is from the annotation of a GenBank genome assembly.